Messenger RNA from Saprolegnia diclina VS20, 3023 nucleotides. RefSeq lists its product as hypothetical. The transcript is spliced from 10 exons. Gene Ontology annotation, biological process: transmembrane transport. Gene Ontology annotation, cellular component: membrane. Gene Ontology annotation, molecular function: ATP binding; ABC-type transporter activity; ATP hydrolysis activity. The record is from RefSeq and is a predicted model, not a curated record. NCBI's taxonomy places the organism in Eukaryota, Oomycota, Saprolegniomycetes, Saprolegniales, Saprolegniaceae. The coding region runs from base 12 to 2918 and encodes 968 amino acids.
UUCGACCAAGCAUGGCACGCCAGCAGCGGUCGGCGUCGGCGUCCGACGCAGUCCUCGAGAAGGAGCAGCAGAUGCACGUGCGCCAGCUCCUCGGGUCCGACUCGGCGGCGAUGGCCUCGAGCGCGCUCCGGCGCAUCGCGGCCCUUGAUCACGUUGUGCUCUUUAAGCUCGUGCAGUUUGUGCUCUUCCUCGAUUUCUUCAUCAACCUCGUCGCGACCACGAUGACGUCGCAGUACACGUUCUUUGAAGUCGCCAAGCACACGCGGCUCCUCUCGACGGCUGCCGUCGGCCUCUGCGCGCUCGAGCUCCUCCUGCGCAUCGCGUGUCUCGGCCGCCAUUUCUGGUCGUCGGUCGUCUCGUGCCUCGACUUGGCGGCGUACGCGCUCAUGGCCGCGCUGCUUGGCUGCCGCUACUGGAAGAAGGACAACCGCGACAACUGGCUCAUUGAUUUGAACGGGAAGGAGCAGGACGAGUACCAUGACAAGUUCAAGAUCAACCAGAUCGAACAGUACUUUGCGGCCGCGUACGUCUUUGCGGUCGCGCUGCGCUUCGUGCUCAAGUCGCAGGCCCGCGACUACUCGCUCUCGCUGCAGACGCCGGCGCAAGCAACGACAAUCUCGGUCGCGUCGCUCAAAUCGACGCUGCGCUCGAUGCCGGGCAUGACUCAAGAAGCGCUCUCGUUGAUGACGACGGACCUCGCGAUCCUCUGCGGCGACGACGACGGGCUGCUCACGACCACGGAAUUGCAGCUCUUCCUCGAAAAAGCCGUGCUGCACCGCCCGGCCGACAUGUCGAUCAACGUGUUUCUUCAGCACCUCCAGAGCCUCGACACGACGCCGGUCGUCGCCUAUGGCAUCCAAGACGUCCUCGGCUCGACGUACCGCCACUGGUCCAACCAGAAGGCGCUCAUGUUUGCGACGUUCCUCAUCGUCUUCUUCCACGCGACGCUCGUGCCCAUCCUCGCCUACCUGCUCCAGAUCCUCGGCGAUUACGCCUUUCCUGUGUCGUCGCUCACCAUGUACAAGACGGGCGAAGGCAUCAAGCCGUAUCUCGAGCACGAGCUGCGCUUCAACAACAAGACGCUUGACGACACUGGCACGUACAUUGAUGUCCCCGGUGUCAAGCCCAACAAGACACUCACGAUCGGCCUCGCGGGUCUCGGCGGGCUCUGCGUGCCCUUUGUCGUGCUUGAUGCGUUCAUGGGCUUUUGCCAGUCUCGGCUGCUGUCCCGCGCCACCGAGUCGAUCCAGAACCGGUUGGUGUCGCUCUUGCUGCACGAGUCGACGGCCUUUUACGCCAUGCGCUCCGAAGGCGACCUCAACAACCUCUUUGCGUCUGACGUCGCACGCGUCAACACGCUCUGGCAAGCCGUGUUUUGGAAUUUCAUCUACCCCGUCGUGUCGAUCACGCUCGGCUUUGGCGCGCUCUUCUUCUUUGAGCCGACGAUCGCAAUCAUGAGCUUUGGCUUUGUCAUCAUCUCGGUCAUGUCCGGCCCGCGGACCUUUGCGUCGACCCAGUCCCAAGCCUUUGGCUCCAAGUCGGCGUUCGCGGCCGCCGAGUUCCAGAACGCGGUCGGGUGCCAUAAGGUCGUCCGCGCGUACCGCAUCCAGACGCCGCUGCUGCGCAAGUUUACCGACACGAUCGACACGCUGCGUGAAGCGCAAUUCCGCAACGACUUCUGGAGCGGGCUCGUCCAGAUCUACGUCGAGUCGGCCAUGUUCCUCUUUGUUGCGAUCAUCACGUGCGGCAUGGCGGUCAAGGUGUGGCAAGGCUACAUGACAGCCGGUGACUUUUUCUCGGUGGUGACGCUUCUCAGCCGCGUCUCGACGCCCGUGACGGUCCUCGGUGGCUUUAUGCGUGUUGCGAUUGGCAAUGCCGCCAGUCUCCAGCGCCUCGACACCAUUUUGUACCAGCGCUACGCGUCGGCGCCGACGACGGACGACCUUCCGUCGCUGCCGCUGCUCACAUCGUACAUUCGCUUUCAGCACGUGUCGUUCCAGUACCCGAGCUCGGACGCGCCGAUCGUGCAUGACUUCAGCGCUUCGAUUCCGCUGGGGCACUAUGUGUGCGUGGUCGGACCCAGUGGCUGCGGCAAGAGCUCGCUCCUCAAUGCGCUCUUGCAAGUCUACCCGCUGAGCGCAGGCUCGAUUCUCUGGGACGCGUCGCCCAUCGCCAACUACUCGCAGGCCAGCCUCUUGAGCCAAGUGGCGGUCGUCUUCCAAGACGGCGGGAUCCUCAACGGCACGAUCCUCGACAACAUUCGCUACGGCCGGCCCACCGCUACGCUCGAAGACUGCAUCGAGGCGGCCCGGCUCGCCAACUGUCAUGCGUUCGUGUCGCAGCUGGCGAUGCAGUACGAGACCGUGGUCGGCCAGCACGCCGACGUCUCGCUCAGUGGCGGUCAAAUGCAGCGCAUCUGCCUCGCGCGCGCCCUCGUGCGCAAGCCCAAGCUCUUGAUUCUCGACGAAGCGACGUCGGCGCUCGACACGGAGACGGAGGCGCAGGUGGUGGCGACGCUCAAGAAGCUCACGACGUCGUGGGGCAUGUCGAUUCUUUCGGUGACGCACCGCCUCGCGACGACGCAAUCGGCCGACAACAUUCUCGUGCUCCAGAACGGCACGCUGGCCGAAGAGGGCUCGUAUGCGGCGCUCAUGGCCAACCCGUUUGGCGUUUUCCGGGAGAUGGUGCAGAAGAAGGCGUCGGACGGCAGCCCGCGCCCGUCGGCUGCGCCCAAGUCGGACGAAGAAGCCAUGUACCUCUCGGAAGAAGCUCUCGGCGCCUUUACGCGCGGCCUCGAAUCGCGCGUGAGUUCGCGCCGCAGCUCGCGCGCCGAGAGCCAAGACAGCCGCUCCAAGAACCCGUCGUUUUUGAACGUGACGACCGAGGAAGGCGCGCGGGAUAGCUACAUUGUCAUGUAGUCAUACCCUUGUGCAUAUCUAUAAUCAACAAACCGGGACGCUGCGACACUUUUGGUUGGGAUUGUCCUAUGAGGAUAUGCUCGCAUCGACGCGGCUUCCAUCGCA